AUGGCUCCCAGCUUCAUUCUGACCCUUUCGGGUCCCGAUCGCCCCGGCAUCGUGCACGCCGUGACGGGCUUCCUUGUCCAGCACAACCUCAACAUCAUUGAUUCGUCACAAUUCGGCGAUCUUACCUCUCAACGCUUCUUCAUGCGCAUGCAGUUUGCGCCUGCUACAGGUAGCGAAGAGGUGCCAGACAUCGAGAAGCUGCAUGCCGCCUUCGAGCCUACGGCGCAAUCCUUCUCGAUGGACUUUGAGAUCCACCCCACCACACAGAAGCCUCGCGUGCUCAUCAUGGUCUCCAAGAUCGGCCACUGCCUGAACGACCUUCUUUUCCGCCAGUCCACCGGCCAGCUGAACAUUGAGGUUCCUCUGAUCAUCUCCAACCACCCCGACUUUGAGGCCCUCGCGGCCACUUACAAGAUUCCCUUCCUCCAUCUCCCCGUGACUGCCGAUACCAAGGCUCAGCAGGAGGCCAAGGUCCUGGAGUUGGUGCGUGAGCACAACAUUGAUCUGGUCGUGCUAGCCCGCUACAUGCAGGUCUUGUCCCCGAAGCUGUGCGAGGCCAUGUCCGGGCGCAUCAUCAACAUUCACCACAGCUUCCUGCCCUCUUUCAAGGGGGCCAAGCCUUACCACCAAGCCUAUGACCGCGGCGUGAAGAUCAUCGGGGCCACUGCCCAUUUCGUCACCAGUGAUCUUGACGAGGGCCCCAUCAUCGAACAAAACGUCGUCCGGGUUAACCACGGCAUGAGCCCCAAGGAGCUGACUCACGCCGGUAGCAACGUCGAAAGUAACGUGCUCGCCACGGCCGUGAAGUACGUUACCGAGCGGCGCGUAUUGCUCAAUGGACAUAAGACCGUUGUGUUCAACUAA
This is a messenger RNA of Penicillium cinerascens, 864 nucleotides long. Its product is annotated as formyltetrahydrofolate deformylase. The record is from RefSeq and is a predicted model, not a curated record. NCBI's taxonomy places the organism in Eukaryota, Fungi, Ascomycota, Eurotiomycetes, Eurotiales, Aspergillaceae. The transcript has a single exon. Gene Ontology annotation, molecular function: formyltetrahydrofolate deformylase activity. Bases 1 to 864 code for a protein of 287 amino acids. Gene Ontology annotation, biological process: 'de novo' IMP biosynthetic process.